Saimiri boliviensis boliviensis (Bolivian squirrel monkey) is the source of this 579-nucleotide messenger RNA. It is a transcript of the gene SPATA3, whose product is annotated as spermatogenesis associated 3. The record is from RefSeq and is a predicted model, not a curated record. NCBI's taxonomy places the organism in Eukaryota, Metazoa, Chordata, Mammalia, Primates, Cebidae.
AUGAAAAAGGUCAAGAAGAAAAGGUCAGAGGCCAGACGCCACCGAGAGUCUACUGGCCAGCAUCCUAGCUCCAACUCUACCUCUCAGCAGCCUAGCCCUGAGUCCACCCCACAGCAGCCUAGCCCUGAGUCCACCCCACAGCAGCCUAGCCCUGAGUCCACACCACAGCAGUCUAGCCUGGAAACCACCUCCGGGCAGCCAGCAUCCCAAGCCCUUCCGGCACCUGAAGUCCGCCGCUCCUCUCGGUGCCUGUUACCUCCAGAUGCUAAUGUGAAGGCAUCCCCUCAACCCAGGAAAGCAGGGCCUCUGACGCAUGCCGCCCCGCAUUCCUGCUCCUAUGCCACUUGCCCCUGCAGCUCUGCUUGCUGGCGUCGUCUGGGACUGUGCCAUAGCCGCAUCUUCGACGUCCUUCUGCCUCGGGACUGGCAGAUGGCACCAGGGAGAGGACUCCCCAACCUGCUCACCUUCUACAGAAGAUCUUCAAGGAAACCCUCCAGUCAUCGUAACGCGUGUCCUCCAAGCCCUCGGAACUGUGGCUGUGGCUCUGGGGGCUCUAGGAGCUGCCUACUACAUCAUUGA